Phytophthora infestans T30-4 is the source of this 465-nucleotide messenger RNA. RefSeq lists its product as uncharacterized. Bases 1 to 465 code for a protein of 154 amino acids. NCBI's taxonomy places the organism in Eukaryota, Oomycota, Peronosporomycetes, Peronosporales, Peronosporaceae. The transcript is spliced from 2 exons. The record is from RefSeq and is a predicted model, not a curated record.
AUGCAAAUUCGAGAUGAAUAUGAACGUGCAGUCGAAGAUCUUCACGCUCGAAAUUUGAUGAUCCCGGGACUGCAGACUCGACUACAAAGUCUGGAGACUCACUGUCUUCAACAACUCAGUGCGUAUAGUGCAGAAGCGAAAGCUCGCUCAAAGAAACGAUUAGCAGAGACGCAGGCGUUACUGGCUGCUAGUACAGCAGAAAAUGCGCGACUCACAGCUGCGUUAAGAAGUGAAAAGGACAAUGUUACAAAAGCAGAGAGUAAACUUACCGAUGUUCAACGUUCGACGUUGACGUUAGCGAGUAGUGUACGAAGACAUGACGAGAGCCUACGUGCUGGACAGGAACGUUCUCUUGAGGACGCGAGAGCGUUGCAGAAAAACAAGGGAAUGGAGAACAUGUGGCUGCAGAUAAGAACACGAUCGUGUUACUUAGUCGUGGAGUACAGGAGCUCUCUACUGCACUAA